AUGUUGGAGACAAAAGACUCUGCGAUCAAACUCUUCGGAAAAACAAUUCCGGUUAAGGAGAUUCUUGUCGGUCUUUCACCUUUGUCUUCUGCUCAUGUUGUUGUUCAUCACAGUAUUCAUGAUUCUUCUACAAACUCAUCUAGAGACUCUCAUAAUACUAUUGAUGCAAAAGAGCAAGAGAUUCCGCAGGAUACAUUGGGAGAAAAAUCGACUGAUGAAAAGAAUGGAGAUGGAGCCCCUACGCAAUCGACUGAAGAAUUCACCAAUCCAGAUGCAGCCUCUAGGACUGGCGAAGAAUCCGUUACUGCAUCCACUGAAAAAGAGGUUGCUACAUUGAAAACUUCGAAGACCGAAGAAGAACAGGACGAAACGAGUAACUCACAGGAAAAGAGCCUCAAAAAACCCGACAAAAUAAUCCCGUGUCCGCGCUGUAGUAGCAUGGACACAAAGUUCUGCUACUAUAACAAUUACAAUGUCAACCAACCUCGCCACUUUUGCAAGAAUUGUCAGAGAUAUUGGACUGCCGGUGGAACCAUGAGAAACGUACCCGUAGGUGCUGGUCGCAGAAGGAACAAGAGCUGUUCUUCUCACUACCGACAGAUAACUGUCUCCGAAGCAACACUCCAAAACUCUCGGGUACACCCUUCCUUGAAAUGCAACGGCACUGUCCUUACAUUUGGAUCCGAUUCACCUUUAUCUGAAUCGAUGGCAUCUGUUUUGAAACUUGCUCAUAAACCUGAAGAACUAAGAAUUCGUGUUCCGUAUGCAAGUGGAGAAAAAGGAGACGAUCAAUCCAAUAAAUCAUCGGUUACAUCCGUAAAGUCGACUGAAGGUGCAAGCACGAACAUAUCCCAAGAACAGGCUAUGCAGUAUGGACAAAGCUUCUCACCACAAGGUCACUACUUUCCUCCUGGAACUCCUUGUCCUUUCCCAUGGAAUCCAAUGCAAUGGAGGUCACCGGUUCCACCACAUGCGUUUUAUCCACCGGGAUUUUCUUUGCCGUUCUAUCCCCCAACCCCAACUGCAACAACUUACUGGGGAUGGAACGUCCCGCGGCAAGCACAACCGUCAUCACCGAAUGGUGCCGGCCCUAACUCUAGUGCAAACUCUCUAACCUUAGGCAAACAUUCAAGGGAUGAUAGCCUUCUAAAAUCAAGCGAAGGAAAUGAAAGGAAAGAAAGUAGCGACGAAAAGUGUCUGUGGUUUCCAAAAUCUUUGAGGAUCGAUGACUCGGGAGAAGCAGAAAAAACCUCUUUCUGGACUACACUCGGGAUUAAAAACAACAACUCCAGUCCAGUUCCGUCCGGAAGACUCUUUCACACAUUCCCUUCAAAGCGUGACGAGAAGAAUGACUCAGACCAAUCAUCUUCAGUCUUGCAAGCCAAUCCGGCGGCAUUGUCUAGGUCGCAUAACUUUCACGAGACUUCGUAA
Molecule: messenger RNA, 1431 nt
Organism: Vicia faba (fava bean)
Lineage: Eukaryota; Viridiplantae; Streptophyta; Magnoliopsida; Fabales; Fabaceae
Source: the annotation of a GenBank genome assembly